AUGGAAGUUGGAGCGAAGUCCAAGAGCAAUCCCAGCAUUGAGUUCAUGAGGGCUAUAUGUAUGUACAUGCAAGACACAGUUGAGCUGAUGCAAGUGCAGGCCCAACCACCUCCCGUACCCACUUAUCCAAGUGAUAUUCCAUACGCCACUGAUUUCUACCAGCCCCAAUAUGAUAUUCAGCACAACAUCUACCCUGAGUAUCAGUACAACCCUAACUUGGCCGGAAUCGAUCCCGCUAGUCCAUUUCAGCCCUAUACCGGCGACUACCAGUCUGAGUUCGAAGACGAGCCCCCACUUAUCGAAGAACUGGGAAUAAACUUCAAGCACAUUUUUCGAAAAACGUUUAUAGUGCUUUUCCCUUUUCUGAACUCUGGCAACAAUUUGCUCAUUGACGAGGACUUUUCUGGACCUAUCAUCUUCGGGCUUAUUUUGGGACUUGUCCAGCUAUUGUUUGGAAGGGUUCACUUUGGCUAUAUCUACGGUGUAGGGAUCACUGGAUCAAUCCUAAUCUAUGUUUUUCUGAACUUGAUAAGCGAUACUGGGUUGAAUUUUCUGUCAACUGUUUCUGUUUUGGGUUAUUGCCUACUCCCCAUAGACAUAUUAUCCAUUCUUUCAACUACUGUACCCAGAUUUGUCCUCCAAAUGAUUGCACCUUUUUUUAUCCUGUGGUCAGCUCUCUCGGCUAGCCUGCUUUGCGUCAUAGGCGCCUCACUGGUCCAGCAACGAUCGCUGGUCGCCUACCCGCUGUUUCUGUUUUAUGCUUCGUUCGCCCUCCUCAACGUCUUUUAAAUAUCGCCUCGUCCAUCCGUAAUGUGAUGCAUGCGCGCAUCCUUGUUCAACAAAGCAUUCGUGUGCCAACGCCGCCUCUCGAGCAUUUGGCACACAUGGUGGUUUUGCGCGCACCCCAGAACCCAGACCCUUCCACGUCAGCUUCUCUGCAAAGACAUCAUCUAUCUUGCGAAAUUCAACAUUUUAUUUUGCGCCAAUUUCCGG
Messenger RNA from Schistocerca gregaria, 993 nucleotides. Its product is annotated as protein YIPF5 homolog. NCBI's taxonomy places the organism in Eukaryota, Metazoa, Arthropoda, Insecta, Orthoptera, Acrididae. Gene Ontology annotation, biological process: endoplasmic reticulum to Golgi vesicle-mediated transport; vesicle fusion with Golgi apparatus. The record is from RefSeq and is a predicted model, not a curated record. Gene Ontology annotation, cellular component: trans-Golgi network. The transcript is spliced from 4 exons. Bases 1 to 789 code for a protein of 262 amino acids.